CAGUUUUGAGUUAAUAAAAAGUCUGAGUACAGCGGAGGAACAGCCAACUCUCUCCUCUCCUCCUACGCACCAGAACUGUGGCAUGGGUGACGGGAUGCGCUGUGUGUUUUCAGGCAUGGGUGACGGGAUGCGCUGCGGCUGUGCUAUGUCCAAAGUCUGGGUCUUCGUCUUGCUAGUGAGCGUCACCUGCCGUCUGAGCCUUUCCCAGACCCCAGCAGUAACCACUACAGAACCCCUAAAAGAGGCGGAGCUAAAUGACAACAUCACCAUCUUUACCCGAAUAUUGGACAGACUGCUGGACGGCUAUGACAACAGGCUACGUCCUGGUCUGGGAGAGAAGGUGACCGAGAUCAAGACCAACAUAUUUGUGACCAGCUUCGGUCCCGUUUCUGAUACUGAAAUGGAGUACACCAUAGAUGUGUUCUUCAGACAGAGCUGGAAGGACGAACGUCUGCGUUUCCAAGGCCCCAUGAAGAUGUUACCGUUAAACAACCUCCUGGCGUCUAACAUCUGGACCCCAGACACCUUCUUCCUCAACGGGAAGAAAUCUAUCGCCCACAACAUGACUACGCCCAACAAACUUCUCAGACUCAAAGACGACGGGACACUGCUCUACACUAUGAGGUUAACCAUCUCAGCAGAAUGCCCCAUGCAGUUAGAGGACUUCCCCAUGGAUGCCCACGCCUGUCCUCUGAAGUUUGGAAGUUAUGCGUAUCCUGUGUCUGAGGUGGUGUAUUCGUGGACCCAGGGAGCAGCCAAGUCAGUGGUGGUGGCAGAGGAGGGGUCACGACUCAACCAGUAUCAUCUGAUAGGACAGACCGCUGGCACUGAGGACAUCUAUACUAGCAGAGGUCAGUACACAGUGAUGAUGUGUCACUUCUAUCUGAAGAGGAAGAUUGGCUAUUUCGUCAUCCAGACCUACAUGCCCUGCUUCAUGACCGUCAUCCUCUCCCAGGUGUCCUUCUGGCUCAACCGCGAGUCUGUCCCCGCCAGGACUGUCUUCGGUGUGACCACCGUGCUGACCAUGACCACUCUUAGCAUCAGUGCCCGUAACUCUCUGCCCAAGGUGGCGUAUGCCACAGCCAUGGACUGGUUCAUAGCAGUCUGCUAUGCCUUCGUCUUCUCUGCUCUCAUUGAGUUCGCUACCGUCAACUACUUCACAAAGAGGAGCUGGGCCUGGGAUGGGAAGAAAGCCAUGGAGGAUACGCGUAAGAAAAAAAACCCUACGGCUCUGUCCAAGAAACCCAACAACACCUGUUCAUCUGGGGUCAGCUACACUCCCAACCUGACUAAGGACAAUGCCAUCUCCACCAUCUCCAACAGCGCAGACAUCCAGCUGAAACUGGCUGAGGUCAAGACCCCCGACCCCAAAAAGACUUACAACAGCGUCAGCAAGAUCGACAAGAUGUCCCGUAUAGUGUUUCCUGUUCUUUUUGGGACAUUCAACCUGGUUUACUGGGCUACGUACCUCAACAGGGAACCAGUGAUCAAAGGAGCUGUGAACCCCUAUACAUAGAAGGAGAAGGCCAGGGAAGUGUUACCUAUGGAGUGCAUUACUUUUGAUCAGGGCACAUGAGGUUAGGGUUAGGUUUAGAGUUAAGGUUAGGGUUAAGGUUAGGGUUAAGGUUAAGGUUAUGGUUAGGGUGUAGGUUAAGGUUAGGGUUAGGUAGAGUUAGAGUUAGGGGCUCUGGUCAAAAGUAGGGCAUUUUAUUAUAUUUCUGGAAUAGCGUGCCAUUUGUGACAGAGUCUCCUGUUUCACCCCAUUACACUAUACCACUACACUAUACCACUACACUAUACCCCUACACUACACCACUACACUAUACCAUUACACUAUACCACUACACUAUACCAUUACACUAUACCACUACACCACUACACUAUACCACUACACUACACCACUACACUAUACCAUUACACUAUACCACUACACCACUACACUAUACCACUACACUACACCACUACACUAUACCAUUACACUAUACCACUACACCACUACACUACACCACUACACUACACCACUACACCACUACACUAUACCACUACACUACACCUCUACACCACUACACUAUGCCACUACACUAUACCACUACACUACACCACUACACUAUACCACUAUACCACUACACCACUACACUACACCACUACACUACACCACUACACCACUACACUAUACCACUACACUACACCUCUACACCACUACACUAUACCACUACACUACACCUCUACACCACUACACUAUGCCACUACACUAUACCACUACACUACACCACUACACUAUACCACUAUACCACUACACCACUACACUACACCACUACACUACACCACUACACCACUACACUAUACCACUACACUACACCUCUACACCACUACACUAUGCCACUACACUAUACCACUACACUACACCACUACACUAUAGCAUUACACUAUACCACUACACUAUACCACUACACUAUACCACUACACUACACCACUACACUAUACCAUUACACUAUACCACUACACUACUACACUAUACCACUACACUACACCACUACACUAUACCACUACACUAUACCACUACACUAUACCACUACACUAUACCACUACACUAUACCACUACACUAUACCACUACACUAUACCACUACACUACACCACUACACUAUACCAUUACACUAUACCACUACACCACUACACUAUACCACUACACUACACCUCUACACCACUACACUAUACUACUACACUACACCACUACACUACACCACUACACUAUACCAUUACACUAUACCACUACACUAUACCACUACACUACACCACUACACUAUACCAUUACACUAUACCACUACACAAUACCACUACACUACACCACUACACUAUACCAUUACACUAUACAACUACACUAUACCAUAACACUACUCCCCUACACUAUUCCACUACACUACACCACUACACUAUAGCAUUACACUAUACCACUACACUAUACCACUACACUAUACCACUACACUAUAGCAUUACACUAUACCACUACACUACACCACUACACUAUAGCAUUACACUAUACCACUACACUAUACCAUUACACUAUACCACUACACAAUACCACUACACUACACCACUACACUAUACCAUUACACUAUACAACUACACUAUACCAUAACACUACUCCCCUACACUAUUCCACUACACUACACCACUACACUAUAGCAUUACACUAUACCACUACACUAUACCACUACACUAUAGCAUUACACUAUACCACUACACUACACCACUACACUAUACCACUACACUAUACCACUACACUACACCACUACACUAUAGCAUUACACUAUACC
This is a messenger RNA of Oncorhynchus masou masou (cherry salmon), 3315 nucleotides long. Its product is annotated as gamma-aminobutyric acid receptor subunit alpha-5-like. Gene Ontology annotation, biological process: signal transduction; regulation of postsynaptic membrane potential; nervous system process. Gene Ontology annotation, molecular function: benzodiazepine receptor activity; GABA-gated chloride ion channel activity; inhibitory extracellular ligand-gated monoatomic ion channel activity. The transcript is spliced from 11 exons. Bases 83 to 1516 code for a protein of 477 amino acids. Gene Ontology annotation, cellular component: plasma membrane; dendrite membrane; synapse. The record is from RefSeq and is a predicted model, not a curated record. NCBI's taxonomy places the organism in Eukaryota, Metazoa, Chordata, Actinopteri, Salmoniformes, Salmonidae.